Pocillopora verrucosa is the source of this 2488-nucleotide messenger RNA. Lineage: Eukaryota; Metazoa; Cnidaria; Anthozoa; Scleractinia; Pocilloporidae. The record is from RefSeq and is a predicted model, not a curated record.
UCGAUUCCAGUACACAAAUUUACAUAUCAUAACGACAAGAGAAGCGAAUAUAACGCGGUUACGGGAUUGUCGGAGAGCUUUCGAAAGCGUGUGUUCGUUUUCGUUAAAGUGUGGUUCGAGAAAUAUUUCUCUGGAUGAGAAACGGCGGCUAAAAAUCCCCGUAUCUUUGUGGGCAACAUGAUAUGAAAAGGAAGUGACGUCGUAAGGGUGGGCUUCGAAGCAAAGUGUGAGUGAUACUUCAGCGAAGUUGUCUGUUUGCCGUCCUUAAAUAUCGCCGCCGCAAUCCGAUAACGCCGUAUGACAGUGCUGUGUGCCAAGCCGACGUGGUAUUUCGUAAGAUUUUCUCCAUGUUGAUAGCUCUCAGCGAACGAUUUUUGAGGGACGUUCUCGAUGGAUCGCCACCUACGUUCAUCUACGGCAAGUGUGAAUGGCGACGGUCACUGUUAUUACGACAAUGAAUCGAGUUACCAAGAUACAGGCGUCUACGAUUGUGAUGGCAAUAUGUUGCCAGACUUACUGGAUUCUCAAAUAGACAGUUCCCUAAAAGGAUUGGACAUGGGUGCCAUAAAGAAAAACUCUUACGAUCGAACUCGAGCUGCGAUGGCGGCAAUAAAUCCAAUGCUAGCGAAAAAAGUGUUACCUCUGCCAAAUGAAGUGACAGUAGAGGAAGCCGCAGCAAUUAGUAUUCAAGCUUAUUUUAGAGGAUAUUUAGCCAGAAAGCUUUUUGUUCAGCUGCUCUAUGAAAGAUUCAUCAAGGAGGAAGAAGAAAGAGAAGCAAAAAUGAGAGAGCAAGUGGAAGAAGGAGAAAUUUUGGUGGAAAACUAUCGCUUGAACCUUGAAAAGGAAGAAAAUACCUGUUUGCGCAAAAACCUCCGGCGAGGAAUUGAAUGUGAUGUUAUAACCAUCCAAAGAGCCUGGAGACAACAUAAGAAACAAUCUCAAGAUCAGAUCGUUGUCAGACAAGGGACCACAAACUCACACGACAUGCCAGGUUUUGAUGCGGCAUCACAACCGUUUUUUUCCACUCCAGACAUGGGAAGUUUACAUAUAAGGACAAACCCAUUUAUGAAGAGUGCAGACAAUGCUUCUUUUUGCGAUGACGAUAAUCUUUCGGAUGUUUUCAAUGACAGCCUUGAACAGGUAGAAGAGGAAAAUUUUAGAAAUACUCAAGAACAUGGACCUCAUAGACAUGUUUUAUAUGAUGGCAAUCAUGUCUUAGAAAGAGACACAUUUAAUGAUGAACUACCUGGAAUGGAUUCUGUCAGCUCACCAGCUGAGUUGCCAUCACCAACAACUGACUGGGAAUCAAUAGAAUCAUGUCUCACUUCAGAGGGUGAAACACAGGACUUCGAAAGCAGUGAGCUACCAGACACAUCCAAUGGAAGGCUAAAACACUUUUCCUUAAAACCAAAUGAUUUGCAAAUAUGCUUUGUUGACGAUACGCUCCUAAGUGACGUUGAAGGGGAUGAAGAUGGCUGUGUCAUAAAAGAGUAUAUUAUUGAAAAACAGGAUGUUUCAGAUGAAGAAAAACGAGAUUCGGGUUGCGUGGCAGGUGAUGAUGAGGCAUCGGAGUCCUUUAGUAUUAAAACAGUUAGACCAGAAACACUGGAAAGACAUGAAAUAUCUCAGGAGGAAUCUGAGAAAGUGUUGAUAGAACUGAGAAAGCAGGACAGUGAAAAUGAAAAACAGGAAAAUUAUGCAAAUGUAAUGCUUGGAUGGACUGAAGAGAGGUUACAAGAACUAAACUUGGAAGAACUGCAAGCACUCCAGAAAAAUAUGAGUCAACUGAUUGAAGCUCAAAAUGAAGUGCUGGUAACUGAGUUAAUGAACAGAGAUGCUCUUCAUCUUAGACAAGAUUCUCUUCUCAUGGAUGUUGAGGAUGCUUCAAAAACUGCACAGGCACAAUAUCAGAAGACACAGAAAGGCAGAAAGUGAUAGUUCUUCUCUGCACCCUUUAUUGCUCAUGAACAAUGUUAUUUUUUUGUCCUGUUGAUAUUUUUGUUUUACUGAGAGUUGUUAGAGAUACACAAAUUAUUUCAAUUAUCAGUGGAGCAUGAAGUGAUUGUAUUUUAUUUUUAAUAAGUGAGGAAAAGGAAAAAGCUAGUUUAUUUUUAAGGCUGUUAUUCUUCCAAAUGAAAGUGCAAUUGUAAUACUAGUAAGCAAAUUGCUCUCCUAAAAAUCUGAAUAGGAAUCCUAUGAAAACUAAAACAUUUUGACAGUUCUUACCCCAUGUGAUGGGUGUAGCUUAUCUCUUAAGAGUUCCUCAGUGGUUCUGUAUAUCUGCUUGGCUUGCCUUGUAAUAAUUAUCUUAGGAAAUUACAAUCAGUUUACACAAGUCACUAAACUGUUAAAUUUAUUAUUAAAAAUGGGUUUGAAAAUAGUUUAUUUUUGUAUCAUGUUUGUUAAUAUAGCUGAAGUUAAGGGUCAAAGAUGUCUGGAAAGAGAGAUGCGUAAAGCUGGUCACACAAUAAAUGCAAUAAUUAUGUUA